UUUGCGACCGCACCGGCUCAAAUUCAGUCUGGCUAAAGCUACAUCCAUAGACAGAAAAAUAUAAAUCAUAGUGUGAAAAAUACCAGAAGGGAUUCUGUUUGGGGGGGAAUCUUCUGCUCAACGCUUCAAAAUGUGAUCCAGCCACCAGACGCCUCGGAAAACAGCAGCCCUAGUUUGCUUUGAAUCAACGGUCUGUUUCAUAGUUUUGUUGCAUACUAAAGAGGGAAUCUGGAAAUUCCACUGGUAUUCCUGAGCUCCUUCACUAAAGCCGGUCUGGGGGCUGGAAGCAGGUCCCACUGUGCAUCCCCACUUGUCACUCCUGUGCACCACACUGGGCUCUGGUAGCCCCUCCAUGCCUAUGAUCCCCAUCCCACGCAGGGUGCGCAGCUUCCAUGGCCCCCACACCACCUGCAUGCACUCUGCCUGCGGCUCGGCGCACACCACCAAGCUGGUGCGCACCAAGUACAACAACUUUGACCUUUACCUGCGCUCCCGGUGCAUGUACAGCUUCCUGCGCUUCUUGCUGUACUUUGGCUGCAGCCUGCUGACCUCUCUUCUUUGGGUGCUCCUCUCUGCCCUCUUCUUCCUGCAGUACGUCAGUGUGCGCGUCCUCCUUCGGCUGCAGUACAAGCUUUCCGUCAUCCUACUUCUGCUCGGACACCGGCGCCUGGACUUUGGAGUGCUCAACGAUCUGAUCAUCUACAGCAUGCACAUCACCAUGUUUCUGGUGGGGGGACUUGGCUGGUGCUUUAUGGUGUUUGUGGACAUGUAGCUGAACUGCUGACAAUGUUGAAAAGACUGAAAGGGUGCAAUGAGCAGGCAUCAACCGGCAACUUGAGCAUCAUGUGGCACUAGACGGGAAAGUACCUGUGAAAUCUUUUGCAACUGUUGCUCAGCGCUCUAAGAUUUGUCAUCCUUAAAAAAAGAAAUUUUAUCUUGCUAGAUUUCUUAUCCAUUCAACGCCAAGUCACAUCACUAUUUCAUCUUUAUAAACAAACCAUUAGGUUUCUGUGUAGUUGAUCAUUGCCAUUGCUUGUUAAAUAUUUAAAAAAUUGUGGAAAUAAAUUACCAUAAAAAUUUUGAAAUAACACAUAGAAGCUUCUUUAAAAAAAAUCAGAUUCCGUCUUGUUCCUAUUGAUUGUGGUUGACUCAUACACUAAUAUUGACUCAUCUAAAUAAUAAAUUAUAGAAGUUGAUUAAACCAACUACAGUUUUGACAUGUUAUAUGAUGGUCAAGAAACCUCAUUUGCUUAUAGACAAUUACUUUAAACCUUCAGUUGUCGAGGCCAAUAAAAAUGGAAACAUUUUCACUAAAAUGUAAGACGACUGAGAAAACAAGUACGAAACACGGCAGGGGAGCACACUGCUCCUCCAUCCACCUGACCGGCAGUAGUUCAAAAAUUCUUUAGCUUCUGACCCACAAAAUAACAAUGAAGGAAACAAGUCUUGAUUGAGUUUAUACUUUUUAAUCAAAUUCAAUUAAACAGAGAUAAAAUAAAAAUUGGAUAACAGCUUAUAUAAUUUCAAAGAAAUUGCCUCUACUCACUAAUAAGAGCAUUUUUUAAUACAUAUGUUUCACCAUAAUACUUGUAUAGUAAAAUUUCUGAAGAGGAUCCCAUUCUGCCACUCAAGUUGAUUUGUGACUUCAAAUGAAAUUCCAUUUUAAAAAUGUACUGAUCAUCUGUUAACCAAAGUCUACUUUGUUUCUUUUCAGUUCCAAACUAAAAUCACUUUAUUGUCUGCUCACAUUAAGAUACAGACUAACUAAUUUGACAUACUGUUUAAACAAAGACAUUUGUUGGGUUAUUGUUUAAUGGAUGGAGGCCUUCAUAUGCAGUUGUUUGAAACCAUAUACAUUCAAUUUGGAAAAACAAAACACUCAGACUUACUAGAAGGGGACCAGCAACUUGUAUUUCAUCCAUUUGUAAACCAUUUUGUCAAAAUAACUGUUUGUUUUAUAAAGCUAUGACUUACUAUAACAAAAAAUGUGAAUGUCACAGUUGCAUGAAAUACUGACGUACGACUGUAUGACGCAAUUUUGUCUUUUGUUUCAACAUAUCCUGAGGUUUGCUCUAAAAGCCACAGAUAAGUUUGACUAUAUUAGGCCAUGUGCAAACAUUAUCUUUUAAAUAUACAUCUAUAUUCCAGAUUAAGCAAAUGUGCAGUUACAUGUCAACCCAUGGAAGCGAAAAAGGAGCAGUGAUGUGUGAUUUUGUGGUUAGUGUGACCAAAUGUAAAUGGAUUUAACGUGUUUUUUUUUAAACAAUUAUUUAAUAAAUAUUCUUGUCUGUUGCAUUGUUAUUUAAAAUGCAAAGCCUA
Molecule: messenger RNA, 2319 nt
Organism: Poeciliopsis prolifica (blackstripe livebearer)
Lineage: Eukaryota; Metazoa; Chordata; Actinopteri; Cyprinodontiformes; Poeciliidae
Product: transmembrane protein 250
Exons: 2
Coding region: 353-772 (139 amino acids)
Source: RefSeq, a predicted model, not a curated record